Molecule: messenger RNA, 549 nt
Organism: Hydra vulgaris (swiftwater hydra)
Lineage: Eukaryota; Metazoa; Cnidaria; Hydrozoa; Anthoathecata; Hydridae
Source: RefSeq, a predicted model, not a curated record
UUUAUGAUUUCAUCAAAUUUUUAUGAUUUUAUCAAAUUAUUGUGAUGAUCAUUCUGGUAGUUUUUAUGUUUUUUUUUAAUUGUAAAUUAUAUUAUAUAGGUGAGCUCAUUAGAACUGGUAAAGAGACUAAUCGUCUUUUAAGGUCAAUUCAGCAGUUGCAGCGGGAGACAGUCAAUCUGCUCAAUAAUGAAGGCUUAGCCAAUCAAGCAAUUAAUAGUGAUGCUACAUUUGUUAAUGCAGCUGGGCAAAGCAAACGUAUAGACAGUUGGAACAGGUCGAAUGCAAAUUCAUUUGCAAUCGAUUACAUCAAAUGCAAAUUCGGACCAGAUUAUAUGACAAGUCACAUUUUUGAGCCUCAUGGAAAGGCUGAUAGAACCACCGUUCCUGAUGCAAUAAUGCAAAAUCUCAAAGAGCAAUUCGCAACAGUUUUUGCCAAUUACUCGUGGGCGUGCGUCAGACGAAGUCUUAAUCAGAGCUGCCUAGAUAGGAAGAAAAAACGAAAGUAAUCAGCAAUGCAACUGUGAUUCUGUAAUAAUGAUAAUAUGUGAA